CACAAACAAAUUCAACUCUCUCUCCCUGUUCUUUUUUAGCAAUAUGGCCGACUCUGACAUGCUCUGUACCUGUGAUGCCGCCCCCGGCAACCAGGAGCACCACCACCGCGAGCUCAAGCCCGAGCCGCCUAUCCUCGACAACAUUCUGCAGCACAUUGGCAACACCCCGCUGGUCCGUCUCAACAAGAUCGCCCAGGCCGAGGGUCUUCAGUGCGAGCUGCUCGCAAAGUGCGAGUUCUUUAACGCUGGCGGGUCGGUCAAGGAUCGCAUCGCCUACCGCAUCCUCGAGGAGGCCGAGGCCGAGGGACGUAUCCGGCCGGGCUUUACCAUCAUCGAGGCUACCUCGGGCAACACUGGUAUUGGUCUUGCGCUGUCGUGCGCCGUCAAGGGCUACAAGUGCAUCAUCACUCUGCCCGAGAAGAUGUCCCAGGAGAAGGUCGACGUUCUUCGUGCUCUGGGCGCCCAGAUCAUCCGCACGCCCACUGAGGCCGCGUGGGACUCGCCCGAGUCGCAUAUCAGCGUGGCGAACCGGCUGCACCAGGAGAUCCCGAACUCGAUCAUUCUGGGCCAGUACACGAGCCCGUACAACCCUGUUGCACACUACGACGGCACUGCCGAGGAGAUUCUGCGCGCGUGCAACAACCAGGUCGAUAUGCUGGUUGUUGGUGCCGGUACCGGCGGUACGCUGAGCGGCACAGCGCGCAAGAUCAAGGAGCGGUGCCCCGAGUGCAUCGUCGUUGGCGUUGACCCCGUGGGCUCGAUCCUGGCGCAGCCCGAGAGCCUGAACCAGCAGACCGUUGCAUGUACUAUGUCGAGGGCAUCGGCUACGACUUCAUUCCCUGACACAAUGGACCGCUCGCUGGUCGACCAGUGGAUCAAGAUCACCGAUAAGCCGUCGUUCACCAUGGCGCGCCGCCUGAUCCGCGAGGAGGGCGUCCUGUGCGGUGGCUCUUCGGGCGGUGCUGUGUGGGCGGCGGUCGAGGCUGCUCGCAACCUGGGCCCGGGCAAGCGCGUGGUGACGCUGCUGCCGGACUCGGUGCGCAACUACAUGACCCGGUUCCUCAACGACGACUGGAUGAAGAAGCGCGGGUUCCUGGACGAGGAGGAGGAGCGGAGGAAGGAGGUCGAGCGCAACGAGCACUGGGGCGGGGCCCGCGUCAAGGACCUGAGCCUGAAGCGCGCAGUGGUCAUUGAGAUGAGCAUGCCGGCGCAGGAGGCGGUUGAGCUGAUGAAGAACAACGGAUUCGACCAGCUGCCGGUCAUCACCUCGUCGGGCAUCCUGCGCGGCAUCAUCACCCUGGGCAACGUGCUGUCGCUGGUCACCACCGGCCGCGUGACGGCGGACGCCAAGGUCAAGGACGUGAUGUUCCGGUUCAACACUGCCUCCAGCAAGAAGUUCCGCGAGAUCACGCCCGACACGCCGCUGGCUGAGCUGGACCACUUCUUCGAGUCGAACAUUGCCGGCAUUGUCACCGAGCGCCUGUCGAUUGACGAGGACCGCGUCGCGUUCAAGCCCGUCCACGUCAUCACCGCUGUCGAUCUGCUGACCUACCUGAUGUCCAAGAAGUAAACCGGAAUUUGUAGCCAUAAAUUGCUCCUAAUAUCAGAUGUUGGGUCAAUAGACAUAAACGCUGCUGGCCAAAUUUUAUCAAUGCGGUGGCCCCUCUCCGUCUGUAUCGUCUUGCUAUCGCCAUGAAUGUCGUUCAGAAUAUCAAGCGCCUAAAUGAAGCUGAGGCACGGACGGGGCUGGACCAGACUGCGUCCUGGCACGAGCAGUACAAGGACAGCGCGUAUAUAUUUGUCGGCGGGCUCCCCUUCGAUCUGACCGAAGGCGAUGUCAUAUGUGUGUUCUCGCAGUACGG
This is a messenger RNA of Linderina pennispora, 1862 nucleotides long. Its product is annotated as cystathionine beta-synthase. The transcript is spliced from 3 exons. Gene Ontology annotation, molecular function: cysteine synthase activity; cystathionine beta-synthase activity. Bases 44 to 1570 code for a protein of 508 amino acids. The record is from RefSeq and is a predicted model, not a curated record. Gene Ontology annotation, cellular component: cytoplasm. Lineage: Eukaryota; Fungi; Kickxellomycota; Kickxellomycetes; Kickxellales; Kickxellaceae.